This is a messenger RNA of Glycine soja, 804 nucleotides long. Its product is annotated as dormancy-associated protein 1-like. The coding region runs from base 132 to 485 and encodes 117 amino acids. The record is from RefSeq and is a predicted model, not a curated record. Lineage: Eukaryota; Viridiplantae; Streptophyta; Magnoliopsida; Fabales; Fabaceae. The transcript has 3 exons.
AUAUUUUUAUUUUUAGACAUCAUCACUAACGAUCACCCCUCUAUAUAUAUACAGCCUGCACAACCUCAUUAGGAACCCCCCAUUACUCACUUUUCAUCCUUCGAUCAUACACUUAGUUGCUUCCAAUUAAGAUGGUUCUGCUAGAGAAGCUCUGGGAUGAUGUUGUGGCUGGCCCUCAACCUGAGCGGGGCCUUGGCAAGCUCAGAAAACUCACCACCCUCAAAACUAUUGAUGAAGGAGAAAGUAGCAAGCUGCAGAAGACGUUGUCGAUGCCGUCGACACCAACAACCCCGAUGACUCCGACGACUCCAACGACACCGGGAUCGGCCCGUAAAGCUGACAACGUUUGGAGGAGCGUCUUCCAUCCUGGGAGCAACUCCGCCACAAAGACCAUCGGUGCUCAGAUGUUUGACAAACCACUUCCCAACACUCCCACUGUCUAUGACUGGCUGUACAGUGGGGAGACCAGAAGCAGGCACCGCUGAAGCUGAAGUCUUUAGCUAAGAUGACCGUGGGUUGCAUGUAAAUAUUGUCGUUUUUCGUUAAGCAUCUGCCACGUUUGCAGCUACUAUUACUAUUAUGUGUCGGGAAUUUAUUGCUCCGUUGCUGACUCAAACAUAAUAUUACUAGCGUGUUUGGUUUUUUUGAGCAAGUGAAUGUAAAAAUGCUAAAUAAUUCGUUAGUAUGCUAAGUUUUGUUAAGCCAGAUCUGCCUUGAACUUUGGCGAUUGGUUAAUCUUUUUCUCCCUUUGUUAAAUGAUUAGUAUUAAAAUAAAUAAAUUUUUGUUAAAAUCUUAUGUUGUAA